AAACCAUAAUCUAAAAGACAAUGACCAUUUAGUAAAAAAGCUGAAAAUGUAUAUAAAAUUCGGAGACAGCAAAGAGAGUGAGUGAGAGACAGUGAGGUAGAGAGAGAGAAAAAUAUCUUGGGGUCUUUAUUUUCUCGCUUUCUUUCCUUCUCUUUCAUUCGCAGCAUUUCCUUCCCUCCGAUCGCCUUUUUCCCUUUCCUUCCCAUUCCUGCAGAGAGAGGAAACCAAGUUCGAAUUUCUUUUCGGUGGGAGAUCUUAGGGUUUCUUUCUGUGCUGUCUGAAGAAAGCAGAAGGCGCCCGAAGCCCAGAUUGGAAGGAAGGAAAGAUGAGGGAGAUUAUUAGCAUACACAUCGGUCAGGCCGGGAUUCAGGUCGGCAACUCUUGCUGGGAGCUUUACUGCCUCGAACAUGGCAUCCACCCUGAUGGCACCAUGCCUAGACUCAGAAUGCUUGUGGCUUCUUGCAGUGAUACGUCGGUGGGUGUUGCACAUGAUGCAUUCAACACCUUCUUCAGCGAGACUGGUGCAGGGAAACAUGUACCCCGAGCUGUUUUUGUGGACUUGGAACCAACUGUUAUAGAUGAAGUCCGGACUGGGACUUACCGUCAGUUGUUCCACCCUGAGCAGCUCAUCUCUGGAAAGGAAGAUGCUGCCAAUAACUUCGCCAGGGGACAUUAUACAGUUGGGAAGGAAAUAGUGGAUCUGUGCCUAGACCGAGUGAGGAAACUGGCUGAUAACUGCACCGGCUUGCAAGGAUUUUUGGUAUUCAGUGCCGUUGGUGGUGGAACUGGAUCUGGUUUGGGGUCCCUCUUGUUGGAGCGCUUGUCUGUGGAUUAUGGAAAGAAAUCAAAGCUUGGGUUCACAAUCUAUCCUUCACCUCAGGUCUCAACUGCAGUAGUGGAGCCAUACAACAGUGUGCUUUCUACUCACUCCCUUCUUGAGCACACUGAUGUGGCUGUUCUAUUGGAUAAUGAAGCUAUCUACGACAUCUGCCGAAGGUCAUUGGAUAUUGGUCGACCCACUUACACAAACCUGAACAGAUUGAUAUCACAAAUCAUUUCAUCCUUGACAACUUCAUUGAGGUUCGAUGGAGCUAUCAACGUCGAUAUCACCGAGUUCCAGACCAACCUUGUCCCAUACCCUCGUAUCCACUUCAUGCUUUCGUCAUAUGCACCUGUCAUUUCAGCUGAAAAGGCUUAUCAUGAGCAACUAUCAAUCCCUGAGAUCACUAAUGCUGUGUUUGAGCCUUCAAGCAUGAUGGCUAAGUGUGAUCCCAGGCAUGGCAAGUACAUGGCCUGCUGUUUGAUGUACAGAGGCGAUGUUGUCCCCAAGGAUGUCAAUGCUGCAGUUGGCACCAUCAAAACGAAGAGGACAGUUCAGUUCGUUGACUGGUGCCCAACUGGGUUCAAGUGUGGUAUCAACUACCAGCCUCCAACUGUUGUGCCAGGUGGUGAUCUGGCCAAGGUGCAGCGAGCUGUCUGCAUGAUCAGCAACAACACAGCAGUUGCCGAGGUGUUCUCCCGAAUCGACCACAAGUUCGAUCUUAUGUACUCCAAGAGGGCCUUUGUCCACUGGUACGUCGGUGAGGGCAUGGAAGAAGGGGAGUUCUCGGAAGCCCGUGAAGAUCUGGCUGCCCUUGAGAAGGACUACGAGGAAGUCGGCGCGGAAGGUGGUGAUGACGAAGAGGAGCCUGAAGACUAUUGAUUGAUGACUUGAACUCUGUUGUUGUUCCAAAAGUACAAUGUUGCGUUGCAUGCCCUGUCUUUAUGUUUUUCUUUUACGCAUCUGUGGUUGGUUUUGCGGGAUGCGCCGUAGCUUCACACAUUCUCUGGCGGAAUAGUUGAUUUGUUAUGUUUGCAAUGUGUUUUUUGAGCAAGAGGAGAAGCUAUUUUGAUUACAUAUUAAAAGAUUGUUUUGCAAUUGAUUGCAAAUUUAUGCUGCUACUAUCACUGAUGAGCUCUCUUUUAUCUCUCUUUUCUUAGUGAGUGAAGAGGGUGUCUGCAGUUGAACUGAUUAUGUUGUAGUAAGGUUGCAUUCUGUAUUAUGUGACUCAGGUCAAUAUUGCCUUGUGGCUUGCUUUGUCUCGGCAUGCAGGCGGCAAGAUAGCCUUGGCCGUCCUAGUAGUAGUCCUACCAUUACCAUAUUCUCAUCAUUGUCCAAGUGUCUACGCAAUACGAUAAGGAUAAUUCUUGUGCCAAUUCUUUUCACCACUUAAACCUUUUCACUUGGUUUGGUUAUGAUUAUUAUUAUCAAG
Linum tenue is the source of this 2252-nucleotide messenger RNA. Lineage: Eukaryota; Viridiplantae; Streptophyta; Magnoliopsida; Malpighiales; Linaceae. The record is from the annotation of a GenBank genome assembly.